GACGCGCGGCGACGCAACAGUCGCUCGCCGGACUUUGCGCUGGUAACAUCGGUCUGCGGCAUGCGCGCCACGGUGCACGCGUACGCGUCCAGUGCUACGGUCUCGUGAUCUCGCGCUCGCCCGUGUAUAUCGUCCUCUUCUCCCGGCUCCCUCCCCCGGCCCCCCUCCCCCUUCUCAGGAGAGUGUCGGCCACACGGCACCCUUGUACUUCCCGUACGCAGAGGCCAUCGCUUCCGGGAUCCGAUGGACGCACCGCGAUGGAGAUAGGUGACCGGUCAGCGUAGUAGACGACACCAGGUCGUCCCGAUCGACCCGGGCUGCGGGCACGUUCACGAUCGUCCCCUUGUACGAGAAACCGACCGCUCGUUCACGAUGGCCAUGACGGCGUCAACGGAGAAGAUGGACAUGGACAAGGACUUGCCGAAGAAGAAGCUUAUCAACACCAAUCUGCUAUCGCUCAAGUGUCUUUUGUUCAUCUUUUUCGGAGGUAUCGGCUGUCUCUUCCCAUUUCUUCCGCUGCACAUGAUGAAGGCGGGACUGAGCAUCGAGAACAUCAGGUUCGUGUCGAUGGUCUCGCCGGCGAUAGCGAUACUGGGGCCGCUAAUAGCGGGACCGAUCGCCGACAAGCUCGCCGGCUGCCAGAGCAACAAUGACAAAUCGUCGACCGGUCGCUACCUCCGCGUGAUGAUCGCUGUCGCCUGUAUCUUCUCGGCGCUCUUCUACUCGCUGCUGAUGCUGGUGCCCACGGUGGACCGCGCGUUACCGGCCGGCAAGAGCCCGCAACUCAAGUUCAACUGCGAUCGACGCGGCGCGAUGGUGCGACAAGAGAGAUGCCAGAACCGUUUCGGUUGUCAUCGCUGGACCGAUUACGAUAGCGGUGUGGGUGCCAUGCUGCUGGAAAACUGCAACUAUGCCUGCUAUCCGACCAGCUUGCGACGGUGGCAGCUGAUCACACGCACAACGACGUUCCGUAGCAACGUCGACGUCGAGGCUGACCUCUUCGAUGGUAGUGGCGAGACCACCGUCAUACCGUUGAACAGUCAGCUUUAUGCGCAGGUACAGGAGAAUCGUGACGAGACGAAAAAAGUUCGUCGUUACGUCAUCGAGAAUGAACCGCCACAUCUGUGCUACAAGGACGAGGACAAUAAUAUCGUCUGUCACGUUUACACGGAGUACUCCGGCACGCUACCGGUGAACGGUAGCCUCGGACAGGCAUUGAAUCCUGAAAACGAGAAUGAAUGGUGCGCGUAUCCUGUGUUCGAGUAUUUCGCCUGUCGUAUUCCACCCAAGCUGGAAGAUCAGAUGGCUAAGUUUAAUAAAAGUUGCUCCAUAGAAUGCGACCUGGUUGAUCCAUACACUCUCCCGGGUGGCGUGCUGGCGGAAAGCCAAUGCCAACGUACCGGAGAUUGGACGGAAGCGGCGUUCUGGAUGUACCUGUUUGUACGCUCGGUCGCGGAUAUCUUUCCGACAACCGCCGUUGCCCUGAUCGACGCGGCGGUGGUGAUUGCGACCAGGGAGACGUCGUGCGGCCGCGGCGAUGUAGGACGCCAGUUGGCUUUCGGCUCCCUUGGUUUUGCCCUGCUAGGACCACUGAGCGGCUACCUGAGCACCCUGACGUGCGACAUCGGACCGGCUUACUGGUUACCGCUCGUCUUGCACGCCGCAUUAAUGAUCCUCGCGGCUGUUAUCGCUCUGUCGGCGAACGGCAUGCCACUCAGUCCGCCAGAAUGGUGGUGGCACACGAGAAGUGGUAUGCUGGCGUUACCGAUGAGCGCUGUCAAGAGAUACGGCAGCGAGACCGCUGCCUUGGUCUUCGUCCUGCUAGUCAUGGGAACCUUUUGGAGCGCAAUGGACAGCUACCUACCUUUGCAUCUUCUAAGACUAGGAGGCGAUGAACUUUCCAUCGGUGUCGCUAUGACCGUUGGAGCAAUACCUGCGUUUCUGUUCCUCUGGAAGUCGGAACAUCUUGUAGAUUACUGUGGACACAGUAACCUUCUCAUCACUGCCUUCACGGUGUACAUACUCAGGUUCACCGGAUUGAGUUUCGUAUCUGAGCCUUGGUGGUCCCUAAUCUCGGAAGCUUUAGAAGUAUUCACUUUAGGAAUAAUGUGGGUUACUGCCAUUCUCUAUUUGAGACAUUUGGUACCGCGUCAUUUGACCGUGACUGCCCAAGCGCUGCCUGUGAUAGCUCACUUUUGCGUUGGCCGGUGUCUCGGAGCCGUCAUCGGUGCUUAUAUCAAUUUCGGCGAUGAAGACAUCGUACAAUCGUUGAGAUUUGUGUAUCGUUGCAUGGCGGUAGCGGCGGCUAUCGUUGCCGGCCUGUAUUUCGUAUUGUAUCAUGGUUUAUUGAAGCCAAGAUGUCAUGCACAUACCAUCCAGGGUCCUCGUCAACCCCCAACAAUCGUGCAAGCUGCCAUAAGAGAUUACGAACUGACGAUGAAUGGAAAUGGAAAUUACACGCCGCUGAGAGUGUACCAUAAUGGAAUGGGCAGAAAAGGUCAAUUUCGAUACUGAGAAGUUAUCUGUACGAACGAAGAGUUCUAGGAACCAACACUACAACAAUGAUUCCAUAAUGCAACGUAUAUCAUCAAUUGUCAUCAGUGAAUAAAAUGCUGACAAUGUGUGCUCUCAUAUAUUUUCGUUGCAUCACAUCUAUCAUCAAUUUGUUAAUUUAAGCUCGACAUUACUGUUUCUGUUUCUUGACGUUAUUAUUUAAAUGAACCAUUAUCACAAGGAUCACUACUUGCUCAAAUGCGUUCUACGAGCUACAUCAUCAGUUUUUAUAUUUGUAACCAUAAAAAAUAAGUACCAAUGACAGCAACAUAAUGCGAAUUUUUCACGUACUACGUUGCAGUAAUAAAAAAGAGACGUGGAAAAAUCUUUAUGUACAAAACGUCCAAAUGAAAAGCUACAAAUGUCUAAAAUAUUCUUUAAUUUUUAUUUAAAUUUAUUUAUUUUACGAUCGCUGUGUUUAUAAAACUUGAGAGAUACUCGAGAUAUAUAUAAUUAAAAAAUGGACAAUUUUCUUUGGCGAAAUUAUUACAGCAAGACUUACAUGCGUUUACACAUGUAAUAUAAAUUGAAUAAAUAUCAUUAAAAGUAAGAUGUCUAUUUGAUUAGACAAAUGUUACGUUUCUGUGAGUUGAUAUAUAUGUAUACAAAAGAAAUGAAAUAAAAAUGUUGGAGAAAUAA
Monomorium pharaonis (pharaoh ant) is the source of this 3192-nucleotide messenger RNA. RefSeq lists its product as uncharacterized. The record is from RefSeq and is a predicted model, not a curated record. Bases 373 to 2514 code for a protein of 713 amino acids. Lineage: Eukaryota; Metazoa; Arthropoda; Insecta; Hymenoptera; Formicidae. The transcript has 11 exons. Gene Ontology annotation, cellular component: membrane.